Messenger RNA from Malurus melanocephalus (red-backed fairy wren), 3264 nucleotides. It is a transcript of the gene DGLUCY, whose product is annotated as D-glutamate cyclase. Gene Ontology annotation, molecular function: D-glutamate cyclase activity. The transcript has 16 exons. The record is from RefSeq and is a predicted model, not a curated record. The coding region runs from base 621 to 2465 and encodes 614 amino acids. Gene Ontology annotation, biological process: glutamate metabolic process. Lineage: Eukaryota; Metazoa; Chordata; Aves; Passeriformes; Maluridae.
GUCUGCAKCCUGCGGCCGUGCGCGACGCGCUCGGGUCACCGGCCUUUAGGGCCCCCACGACACGGGGGUGCGAGUGGCGCGGGUGCGCAGCGGCCCCGGGUCCUGCCUCAUGCCGCGUUCGCCCUUGGCCGUGGUUUGGGCUGGGGCGCAGGCGGCGAGCGGAGCCGCCUCUUGGGAGGUUGAGGAGGCCACAUGUACUGGAAGUUCAGCCAGCCUUGGCGAUCGCUGGGAAGGCACRCGGCCUGCUGGCUUACGGCAGCUCAGAAGCGCCUGAUUUGUUGGAGGGAACACAGAGGACUGUUCUASAUAAUGUUGACAUUAAUCCUCAGUAAUACUGACUGAGUAAACUCAAAAGUCCUUUUUAAAAGACCUGCAUAAGUAAAUGCCUUCACACCACCCACACACCCCAGGAGAGCAGCCUUCCCCCCACUCCCUGCCUCUGCUACAGUAGCAGCAACAUCCAUUUUUCUUCCAUUAUAGUUAAAGAUGUUGUUGUCACAGCUGAAGGUGACGCUUUGAAGUUUCAUGAUCCUUCUCAAGAUCUGGAAUAAGAUCUGGUGAUAUCCGGAAUAGCAGCUGAGGAUGUGGUAGUGCCCCCAAAUCAAUAGUGGGGUGAAGAGAUGCUUUUGACAGGAGGCUUGAAAUCUCUCCUUCCCCAUGUGCUAAGAAGAAUAAUUCGAUGCAACAGACUCAGUAUUAGUAAUACUUCUGGAAUGGCAGAAGGUUAUGAACAGGCCAACGUUGUGAUUUUGCACAAGUCCCUGGCUGAUGACUUUGAGAAGUUCUGCCAUGCAAAUGAUGGACCCCUGCCACUGCUGUACAGAAGUCAACCUGGUGAUUGGAAAUGUCCUUCCCUGAGUAGUGAUUCUGAUAUCAGAACUGACUGCCUGCAGUACAGAAAAUAUGAGCAUGGAGCUUGUACUGGAUCACUGAAAAGCCUUAAGGAGUAUUCUGAACAACUCAAGGACAUGGUGACCUUUUAUUUAGGCUGCAGCUUCUCUUUUGAAAAAGCAGUCCAAAAAGCUGGCAUUCCCAUAAGAAACGUUGAGCAAAACUGUAAUGUGAGCAUGUACAAAACAUCUGUGCCUUGCCACAGCGUUUCUGUGUUUCACUGCAACUUAGUAGUCACAAUGAGACCUGUUCCUGAAAGCAAGUUGGAAGCAGCUGUGCUAGCAACAUCUGAAWUAAAAGAAGCCCAUGGAGCACCAAUUCACAUAGGUGACCCUGGUCUGCUGGGAAUACAAGAUCUUUCUAAACCAGACUACGGAGAUCCAGUUCACCUUCACCCUGGUGAUAUUCCAGUGUUUUGGGCCUGUGGAGUAACAGGAGUAGAAGCAGUCAUGAACUGCAGAGCUCCAUUAGCUUUUACUCAUUCUCCUGGCUGCAUGUUUGUUACCGACCUAAAGAAUGACAAUGUCAGAUCCUUAGAAGGAGGCCCACAGGUCCACUGCAUCUCUCAAGAUCCUCUGCAUUUCAGCAUUGUGUCAGCAGAAGCAGCCCAAAAGAUAAAUACUCUAGAGACCCUAAUUGGAAUAGAUCCAGGAGACAGGGGUAUAAUGCACCUGCAGCACCAGGGUGAGCUGCUGAGGGCCUGCCUGGCCAUGUCCCACGCUGGAUCCGUGCUGAUAACAACCGGAUUUCCCACCCACUUCACUCACGAGCCACCCGAAGAGAACGACGGGCCCCCGGGAGCCCUUGCUAUUGCAGCUAUGCUGCAGGCCUUGGAGAAAGAGGUUGCCAUAGUUACAGAUCAGAGAGCCAUGGAUCUGAAUAAAAAGAUUAUUGAAGAAGCUGUUCAACUAGGAAUCCUGAGGAAGCCUGUCCCUCUGUUGAGCUACCAAAGGGAAAGUGCUGAUUCAGCUUUAAUGUUUUUGUGUGAGAAUGGGAAUCCUAGAAGACCUAGAUUUGAUCACCUGAUAGCAAUAGAGCGUGCUGGGAUGGCUGCUGAUGGCAAUUACUACAAUGCCAGGAAAGUUAACAUUAAACAUCUCGUGGAUCCCAUAGAUGAGCUAUUUUUAGCUGCGCAAACUAUUCCAGGAGUCACAACAACAGGUGUUGGAGAUGGAGGAAAUGAAUUAGGAAUGGGCAAAGUAAAAGAUGCUGUCAAGAAGCACAUAAAAAAUGGAGAUGUUAUAGCUUGUGAUGUUGAAGCUGAUUUUACUGUUGUAGCUGGGGUCUCUAACUGGGGUGGCUACGCCAUAGCCUGUGCUCUGUAUGUUCUGCGCUGCUGUGAGAUCCACGAUCGCUACCUGCGCAGAGCUGUCGGGUUCCCAGGGGCACCCAGCAAGAGGCUCUGUUGGGCACUUCCGUCUGUCACCAAGGAAGAAAAGCUUCUGAAAACACUUGUGCAGCUCGGGGUCCGCAGUGGCAAAACUGCCAGUCUAGAGAUGGAAGUGGAUGGGCUGCCCUUCUACAACACCCAUUCGCUUAUGAUUGAAAAGCUGCUGCAAGAAGCACAGCACUGAUUACCCUUCAUGAUUUCUGCAUCAAGAGUUGUCCCAUGUCAUUUCCUUAUUCUCGAGACUCUCACAAAGUGUARAAGAUCAGAAAAAGAUGGCUUUUGAUCUCUGGUGUCUUGACCACAUACAGCCUUUCAUUGUUACYCUUACAACAUCUCUGUGAAGCAAGAAGAGGAUAUAUCAUCACAAUGACUUGGUCUACCUGUCUGUAAUUUUAUAGUGGAGCAUGAAUAUUAAAUGAUAUUAUAUAAUAAGAGGUGAUCUGGCUUUUACAAAGAAAGCAUGCAAUUACAAUGAAAUAUUAUUGCACUGCUGUUCUUGUUUUACUAACCUCAUAUCUGCAACAGGAAGUAACUCUCAUAGCAACUUGGAUUUAAAAAUACUUGUGGUGAGGAAAACAGCUACAGUAGAGAGGGGAAGCUCAAAACAAAACUAAGUGUUACAGUAGUGAGAGCUCCAUUGCCCAUUUCCUGUAGCCCCUCUAAAACUGUGAGGACAGAAAAUUUCAACUGAGCUAAUGAAAAUUAGGGCAGUGUUGCAGACCUUCCAGGUGAAGGGUAGGCUAUGCCACUGACCUCUGUCUUAUUAGUAUUUUGCCACUUUYGGGGUAAUAGAGAAAUGUUGUAAACUUUUCAGAGUAUUCUGUUGUUAGGAAUAAAUUAAUUAAAUACAUUAAUAAUGACUAAAAUUAAUUAUUAUAAAUGAAAGAACGAUUAGAAUUGAAUGAACAUUUGCAUUCAGUAUGAAUAACAUUAUGUGAAUUAACAUUUMUAUUAAUUCCUAUUAUAGAAAUUCAGCUCCCAGU